Messenger RNA from Penicillium samsonianum, 2653 nucleotides. RefSeq names its product beta-mannosidase. Gene Ontology annotation, biological process: carbohydrate metabolic process; glycoprotein catabolic process. Bases 1 to 2592 code for a protein of 863 amino acids. Lineage: Eukaryota; Fungi; Ascomycota; Eurotiomycetes; Eurotiales; Aspergillaceae. The transcript is spliced from 3 exons. The record is from RefSeq and is a predicted model, not a curated record. Gene Ontology annotation, molecular function: beta-mannosidase activity.
AUGAUGCAAAAGUCCACGCGAGAGUUGAAGACCGGUUGGUCUAUGAAGCAGGCGGAUGACAUUUCUGAUGAGUGUUGGCUUCCUGUGAAAAGGGUUCCCAGCCAAGUCCACAUUGAUCUCAUUGCCAACGAAAAAAUUCCCGAUCCUUUUGUAGAUGCGAAUGAACUCGCGGUACAAUGGAUCGCUGAGAAGGACUGGGUGUACCGCACCGAGUUCACGGCACCGUCUUGCGAAGGUACCACAACGGACUUGGUGUUCCUCGGGCUGGAUACCUUCGCUACUGUGGUUCUAAAUGGAACCACAAUCUUGGAGUCAGAAAAUAUGCAUACUUCACAUAGGGUGCAUAUCUCCGAGUUUCUUCGUCCGGGCCAAGAGAAUGAGCUCCAAAUUUUGUUUCAAUCCGCACUCCUCCGUGGGCGAGAGCUAGUCGAUCAGCACCCAGAGCACGUUUUUCACGUUCGUCAGACUGAAGCAAGCCGUAUCCCUGUGCGUAAAGCGCAGUAUAACUGGGGCUGGGACUGGGGUCCCAUCUUGAUGACUGCGGGACCUUGGCGCCCGGUUGUACUUGAGCAAUACACUGCCAGGAUCGAUGAUGUAUGGACACAGUACGAAAUAUCUGCAGACAACAAAACUUGCUCUGGAAACUUGUACGCGAGAGUUGGGGCGGGUGCACAGGGGGGCGACACUGUCAUUUUGUCACUGUUUGACCAUGACAAGGCGAUCUUCCAGCAGAAAUGUCACAUUGGACCUGAUGGAUUGGCAAAAGCCGCCUUUCAGCUUGAUUCUCCUUCACUGUGGUACCCGCACGGUUAUGGAUUGCAGUCCCGCUACCGACUGUCCGCAGACCUCAUGCGUGGGGAUACCAAACUAGACGAGCAAAUCAACCUUGUUGGUUUCCGCCAGUGUCAACUAGUGCAAGAAAAAGACGAGUUCGGCAAGUCUUUCUACUUCCGGAUCAACGGUGUCGAUAUAUUUGCUGGUGGGUCGUGCUGGAUCCCUGCCGACAGCUAUCUUGCACAAAUGUCCAAGGAUCGUUAUCUGGACUGGAUGAAACUCAUGGUAGAGUCCAAUCAAAUAAUGAUUCGUGUGUGGGGCGGUGGAAUCUAUGAGGAUGAUGCCUUCAUGGAAGCAUGCGAUACAUUAGGAAUCUUGGUAUGGCAUGACUUUGCCUUUGUCUGCGCCAGCUACCCAGCCUACCCCUCCUUCCUUAAAUCCAUCGAGGAAGAGGCACGACAAAACAUUAGGCGACUGAGAUCUCGCCCAUCUCUGGUAAUCUGGGCUGGAAACAACGAGGACUAUCAGGUCCAGGAGAGGUAUAAGCUUGAAUAUAACCAGGACGACACCAACCCGGAGUCCUGGCGACAGUCGACAUUCCCAGCGCGGUAUAUCUAUGAGCAUUUGCUGCCAAAAUGGGUACAAGAAGAGGAUCCGUCCAGCAUCUAUCACCCUGGAAGCCCUUGGGGCGAUGGCAAACACACAACUGACCCAACAGUGGGCGAUAUUCACCAGUGGAACAUCUGGCACGGCGAAAUGAGCAGAUAUCAAGAUUCUGCUGAGCUUGUCGGGCGUUUCGUGAGCGAGUUUGGAAUGGAAGCCUACCCUCACGUCGAGUCCCUUCGCCGGGUCAUCACCGACCCACAGCAACAACACCCUGGCUCAAUGAUGAUGGACUUCCGAAACAAAGCUGGUGAUCAUGAGCGCCGCUUGAUGACGUAUGUUAUCGAGAACUUCAUUGUGCCAUCCGAUCUCAGAUCCUUCACCCACAUCACCCAGGUCCUCCAAGCUGAAACGAUGCGCUAUGCAUACAAGGCCUGGAGGCGGAGGUGGGGACGACCGGGAGCUCGAGGAUGCGGUGGUGUGCUUGUGUGGCAGUUGAAUGAUUGUUGGCCAACCAUGUCGUGGGCCGUUGUCGAUUACUACUUGGUCAAGAAGCCUGCAUUCUACGCCAUAUCUCGAGCUUUGAGACCACUGGACGUGGGUAUAUCUCGUAGCUGCCCAGUGUGGACCUCAGGUCAUGCCGAUCCAAUGUCUACCAACUCAUGCAAGUUCGACUUAUGGAUUGCGAGUAGCUGCCAGGAGGCAGUUGAGGUUGAGGUCAAAGUCAAGUUCAUUUCCAUACGGUCGGGUAACCUGGUCAAUGACACUGUCAAUAUCACGACACUGGCAAACCCGAAUGCCACAACAGAGAUUCUCCCAAAUCAAUACGUGAAGGUGUCCACGACUUGUGACAGUGCGGACUACAAGAAUUUAGAUCCGUUCAUCAUCCACGCAGAGUUAUAUAUUCGGGGACUGGUUGUGGCAACUGACACGGCUUGGCCGCAGCCCUUGAAGUAUCUAGACUUUUCAAACCGGAAUGUCAGGGUUGAAGCCUCACCAUCUCAAGACGAGAUCACUGUGUCGGCGGAUCUCCCGGUCAAAGGGUUUGUGUUUGAGGAGAGGGAAGGCUUGAAGCUAAGCGACAACGGAUUCGAUCUUGUACCCGGGGAAAAGAAAACCAUCACUGUGAGUGGAAAUGGCGCAAAAGCCACGGAGCUCCCGUGGACAUAUAUUGGUGCAAAGCCACAUCAUCUGGGAAGAAAUCUUAAACUAUGAGCAAUAUUCAAGGUUCACAUUAGAUAAACUAUUGCAUGUUAUAUGGCACAUGCCGCCGUAC